GCUCCCUCCCCCUUCAUGCCCCUCCCCCUCUGUCUGUCUUCAGACUCUGCUGCUGGGAGGUGUUUCUCUCCCAUGCAUGAAUGAGUCUCUGUAAUGAAUGGAAAUGAAUGGAUCAGGAAUCCAGGCGGAGGGAGGGAGAAUGAGGGGGGAAAGACAGAAAGACAGGGUAAGGGCAGAAGGAAGCACUGUGGAACCUGGAAGGAUGUUUGGCUGGCUGCUCAGUUAGGGAUCUCAGAGCAACUGGUCCCACUUGGAUAACUGGGGAGCAUGUUAUGCCCACCUCAUUUGCUCACCACACUGCAUAGCCCAACCUACAUGUGAGAGGGGCAUAUUGUGAUGGUCUUCCCCACCGCCAGGGGGUGGGGUGGUAGGUGUGGUUGUUCUGGACCAUGCAUUUGAAAUAUAGAAUUUAGGGAAGAAAUCUGUAUUAUCUGGGAGGCUUGUAGGCUUGGCAAAUCAAGAGGUACAGUUUUUGAGUACAGCAGCCCCUUCGUGCCUCAAGAAGCAAGUAGGGAGAACGGAUUGGUUUUGGGAAUACAGAAUGCUGAGAGUCUGGGGGUAGGGAGUGACUUUACUGCUGAAAACUAGGGCUCAUCUUUUCCUCCAAAUCUGUCUCUUGCUUUAGCUCCACAGCACCUGUUGCCUUCAUUAGCAGCUUUUCCUCCUCUUCCCUGCACUCCCCAGAACCAAAGAAUGUGAAGGGGGUCCAUGGAGGGCUCACGUCCCCGCGCCCCGAGCGGCCACUUAGCGCCGUCGCCGCCGGCUUUCGACGGCGAGCUGGAUCUGCAGCGAUACUCCAACGGGCCAGCCGUGAGCGCAGGGUCGCCCGGGAUGGGAGCGGUGAGCUGGUCUGAGAGUCGUGCAGGCGAACGGCGCUUCCCCUGCCCUGUAUGCGGGAAGCGCUUCCGCUUCAACUCUAUCCUUGCUUUGCACCUGCGGGCGCACCCAGGCGCCCAGGCCUUCCAGUGCCCUCACUGCGGCCACCGCGCGGCGCAGCGGGCUCUGCUGCGCUCGCACCUGCGCACACACCAGCCCGAGCGCCCACGUAGUCCUGCUGCACGCCUGUUGCUGGAGUUGGAAGAGCGCGCGCUACUACGCGAGGCCCGACUGGGGAGAUCCCGAAGCUCAGGGGGCAUGCAGGCCACCCCUGCCACUGAGGGCUUGGCGCGGCCCCAGGCUCCUUCAUCGUUCGCCUUCCGUUGCCCCUACUGCAAAGGCAAGUUUCGCACCUCGGCGGAGCGCGAACGCCACCUGCACAUCCUGCACAGGCCCUGGAAGUGCGGCUUGUGCAGUUUCGGCUCCAGCCAGGAGGAGGAGCUGCUGCACCACAGCCUGACGGCCCACGGGGCUCCCGAGCGUCCCCUGGCGGCCACCGCUGCUGCGCCUCAGCCUCAGCCUCCACCCCAGCCCGAACCCAGAUCAGUCCCCCAGCCGGAGCCGGAGCCGGAGCCCGAACGUGAGGCAACCCCGACCCCAGCUCCUGCCGCUCCCGAGGAGCCCCCAGCGCCUCCGGAGUUCCGCUGCCAAGUGUGCGGCCAGAGCUUUACACAGUCUUGGUUUCUAAAGGGCCACAUGCGUAAGCACAAGGCCUCCUUCGAUCAUGCGUGUCCGGUGUGCGGCCGCUGCUUCAAGGAGCCCUGGUUCCUUAAGAACCACAUGAAGGUGCACGCCAGCAAGCUGGGCCCACUGCGUGCCCCGGGGCCUGGCUCCGGGCCUGCCCGGGCUCCCCAGCCUCCUGACCUCGGCCUGCUGGCCUAUGAGCCGUUGGGCCCAGCGCUCCUCUUGGCCCCGGCGCCCACCCCGGCCGAGCGCCGUGAGCCCCCGAGCCUCUUGGGCUACCUGAGCCUGCGAGCUGGCGAGGGCCGGCCCAACGGCGAGGGUGCUGAGCCCGGGCCCGGCCGCAGCUUCGGAGGCUUCCGCCCGCUGUCCUCUGCUCUCCCGGCCCGGGCUCGCCGGCACCGUGCGGAGGAGCCUGAGGAAGAAGAGGAGGUGGUGGAGGCCGAGGAGGAAACCUGGGCCCGGGGCAGGUCGCUGGGCCCUCUGGCUUCCCUGCACCCGCGCCCGGGUGAGGGACCGGGACACUCUGCCUCUGCUGCUGGGGCCCAGGCAAGAUCGACCGCCACGCAGGAAGAGAAUGGGCUGUUGGUUGGAGGGACCCGGCCUGAAGGGGGCCGGGGCGCCACCGGCAAGGAUUGUCCCUUCUGCGGAAAAUCUUUCCGCUCAGCACAUCACCUCAAAGUGCAUCUGCGAGUGCACACAGGCGAGCGGCCCUACAAGUGUCCGCACUGCGACUACGCGGGCACCCAGUCCGGCUCGCUCAAGUAUCACCUACAGCGCCACCACCGGGAGCAGAGGAGCGGGGCCGGCCCCGGGCCACCCCCGGAGCCACCGCCUCCUUCCCAGCGGGGUUCCGCCCCGCAAUCUGGAGCCAAGCCGUCUCCGCAGCCUGCGACCUGGGUGGAGGGCGCCUCAAGUCCCCGGCCUCCUUCUAGCGGUGCUGGGCCCGGGUCCCGUCGGAAGCCCGCCAGCCCUGGGAGGACCCUGCGCAACGGGCGAGGCGGUGAGGCCGAACCCCUGGACCUGUCCUUGCGGGCAGGGCCGGGAGGCGAGGCCGGGCCGGGGGGUGCCCUCCACCGCUGCCUCUUCUGCCCUUUCGCCACUGGAGCCCCAGAGCUCAUGGCCUUGCACCUUCAAGUGCACCACAGCCGCCGGGCUAGGGGCCGCCGGCCACCCCAGGCUGACGCUUCCCCGCCCUAUGCCCGAGUACCAUCAGGAGAGACUCCUCCCAGUCCUUCGCAGGAAGGGGAGGAGGGCUCCGGGCUGUCCAGACCCGGAGAGGCAGGGCUGGGGGGGCAAGAACGGUAGUGAGCCCUCAGGGGCGAUUAGCUUAGUGAGCUUACCCCGCCGGAGCGGGGGAGCGCUAGUGGUAGUUGGGUAGAGAAGCCAGCAGGGGGCAGCGUGGGACCCAUAUCCCAGCCCCAGGCGGACCAGAGGUGGAAGGGGCGGCGGGCGUAGGAGGGUGGGCUGGCGGUACCCACCCAGCCCAAGGGAGUCACAGUGCCUUAGAAGUGGCAGAGGUGAGGGUCAAAGAACGGGGUCCCUGGGCUGGCAGAGAGGGUUUGUGUCCCUGUUGAGGAGCCACUCUGCCGGUCUUUGCUGGUCCAUAGGCGUGAGAGUUUAUUUUUGUACAAGGGGUGAGGGUGGGGGGCACUGUACCCUUCUAGCCCCAUCAGGGGCCCUGUAGACGUCGCUAUUUUUGGUACGAUUCCUGUCAUCCCUAUUGCAGAGUCGUGUCCCCAAUAAACAGGUGUCUUGAGGCACAGGGCCCUGUGUCUGUCUGCCUACCUA
Molecule: messenger RNA, 3348 nt
Organism: Nomascus leucogenys (northern white-cheeked gibbon)
Lineage: Eukaryota; Metazoa; Chordata; Mammalia; Primates; Hylobatidae
Gene: ZNF219
Product: zinc finger protein 219
Biological process (GO): regulation of DNA-templated transcription
Cellular component (GO): nucleus
Molecular function (GO): DNA-binding transcription factor activity, RNA polymerase II-specific; RNA polymerase II cis-regulatory region sequence-specific DNA binding
Source: RefSeq, a predicted model, not a curated record